AUGGACUUUACUAAUCAUCAUGUCAUGAUGGUAUGGAGGAAUGAGCCAUGUGUUGUAAUAGGAAGACACCAAAAUCCAUGGCAAGAAGCCAAUGUUUCUCAUUUGGCUGAAAAAGAUAUCUCCUUGGCUCGCCGUAAUAGUGGUGGUGGUACAGUUUACCAUGAUCGUGGAAAUUUAAACAUAACCUUCUUCACACCACGGGAAAGAUAUGAUAGGAAGUACAACUUAGAGCUUAUAAAGAGGGCUCUAUUUAGAGGAUUUGGCAUUAAAUCUGUUAUUAACAAGCGUGACGACAUUGUAGUUCAAGAUAAUUAUAAAAUAUCUGGAACAGCUGCAAAAUUAGGUCGAUUAACAGCAUAUCAUCAUUGUACACUUCUAGUCAACGCCAAUAAGGCAGAUCUCAGUAAAGCCUUGGCAAAAAGAGAGCAUGGCAUACAGACAAAGGCGACAGAGUCAACUCGCUCUCCUGUGGCAAACCUGGCUGACAUAGACCACAAAGUGUCCGUGGAAAGCUUGCAGACAGCCGUAGGCUAUGAGUAUCUGCGCACACCAGCUCUUCACAUUGAAGAUGGAGGACAGACUUUAAUCAAAAAGCAAAGAGGUUUUCAGUUUGUGAAUCCAACCAAUGAAUGGUUCCCAGGUCUCUCUGGCUUAAGGAAUGAGUUGGAGAGUUGGGACUGGUGUUUUGGCAGAACACCAGUUUUCACUGUUAGCCGCACAUUCCCUGUUCCUGCUGAAUUGCUUGCGCCAUCAAGAGUUUACAGAGCCUCUGAGGAGUUAGUUAUUAAUAUGACUGUGGAGAAAGGGUUAAUUAGUGAUGUUACAUUAAAUAUUCCUCCAGGAUUAGUUGAAUCUGGUUUUCAUGGUGAAGCAUCAGUUAUUACCCAUCUUAAAGGGAAGAGAUUUACCUCUGAGGCACUCAGUGCACUGCAGGAUGCAAUGCUCACUCGCCAUUUGAGCAAUGACAUUAAGAAGUUGGAUGAAAAAGAACAAUUUGUUGCAAAAUGCUUUGAUCAAGUGGUUAACACCAUC
This is a messenger RNA of Iphiclides podalirius (scarce swallowtail), 1032 nucleotides long. Lineage: Eukaryota; Metazoa; Arthropoda; Insecta; Lepidoptera; Papilionidae. The record is from the annotation of a GenBank genome assembly.